GUUACCAUGGCAACACCACGUCAGCAGGGCAAAAGUAACCUGUCUCGCACGGUCUAAACCUUACUAGUGGGUGAACAAUCCCAGGCUUUGAGCAUAUCGCUUCACAAUGACAGCAAGGGCCGACGUGGAAAGAUCAAAAAGCGAGGUCGCUGUGGUCGCUGGGCUGCCGGGAGCCAGUUAGCCCCGUGGGAACUUUCCUGACUCCUCCUGCUUCAAACCCAGGCGGUCAGAAGGAUCGUGAGGCCCUGCCUUCGAAAAUGAAGCCCCAGCGAGCUUUUGCUUUCUUCUCCCGGAGCUCGCUUUAGGACACCCGCGCCUCCCGCGGAGGGCGCCGUCCCGAGCCUGCGGCACUGUUCUUGUUCAAAUCCCGCGCUCGCCCGCCCGCACCAGCGCAGCUCGAUGUGCCGCGUGUAGCGCCCGAGAAAGUCCCGGAUUCAGUCCUCACCGGGGGACGAGGAAGUAAUGUAGCUCCAAGUUUUAUUUUUUAAAUAAAGGUAUAUAACUCUCACCCCCAUGAUGAGAAUAUAAAUCCAGCGACGGAAUGUAAGUCCAGCGACCAGCCCCGCCCGCUCUGGGGCUACCAAUGGGUUCGCGGUUGUCCCGGAGAAAAAAAGGAGGCGGAAGCUCUGAGGUUCUAGAAAGAAGAGGCGCCCAUUGAAAGGCUGCACGGAGGCCAGGGAGCUCUCAGCGACACGGCGAUAGAGGGACGGAGGAGCGCAGGCGACAGGGGAAUUUCCAGGGUACAGGGAAAGUCGUAUCACUUGUAAUCUAAUCUGAAGUUUAGAAAGCGGCUUUAGGGAGCCUGUCUGCCAGCACAAGCUCCUGGGUCCCUCUUCGGCGGUGGGAGUCUCAGCAGCUUCUGGGCUGAACCGACCUGAGGAACCGGCGCCGCUGGGCGCACGGCCGCGCGCUCCGCUGUACGCCUGGGGGCGGGGAUGCGGCUACUGCUCUGGUGCGGCGUGCUGCUGACCGCAGGUUCUCUGAAAGUGGAGGUGCCAGGAAGGCCACUGACGGUACGCCUAAACGACAAUGUCACCAUCCCCUGCAAAGUCCAUGACUUCCCAAUGCUGGACCAUAGUUCUAUGGGCAUGAGGUGGAAACGUGAGAAUCAGGUGUCUAAUGCAGAGGACACGGUGUUGGAGAUAUAUGGUGAUAAAAAAAACGUUACCCGAACUGGGGCUGAAGUGUCUCCAGAUUGGUUGAAGUCCGGUGAUGCCUCACUGUAUCUGCCUGGGGUCCAGGUGGGAGAUGAAGGAAUGUACCGGUGCCAGGUGGUGGUCCCCCCUCAGAUGCAAGAAGAAAUGGUCUUGCUGGAAGUUACAGCUGAGCCAACUUUGUUUCUGGAGAAAAGCAUGGAGAAAACCAAUGAAAGUGAUGGCAUUUACCUUAUGUUUCAUGCCAGUGGGUUCUACCCAGAAGCCAUUAACAUAACGUGUCAGAAGUGGACCCAGAAUGUUUCCCAGAGGAUUUUCACAGGGAUCCACACUCCUCCCACUAUCGAGAAUGAGGAUGGUACAUUUAGCAUCACCAUCUACUUGACAAUCAGUCCCUCUCCUGUGGACAGUGUGAUCACCUACCAGUGUGUGGUGUGGCACCGCUCCUUGAACACCUCCAAGAAUCUGAACUUCACACUGCCUGGGAGUGAAGCUAAGAAGACACAUCGCUCCCGGAUCCCUAUUGUUGCUUCUAUUGUAUUGAUUUCAAUGGUGGUUAUUUUUCUUUAUAAUCAGGGAAGGCGCCAGUCUUAUGAACAAACGCCCAGCAGUGACACUGAAGAAGGAACCACAGCCCCAUCGAGUGCGGCAGUUUGCCCAGAUGCCUCCAAUCCUUCCCUCCUAGUUUGCACAGAUGACUCCAGUCCUUCACACAAGUCUCUAUGUCCUUGUCUGUUGUGACAUAGCUUUACAGUGCCCUCCAGCACACUCCCUGGUUGUGGUGCUCAAACAUGUGCCUUGCUUUAGUCAACUCAGAGUGACUACAGGCCAGUUCUCAGCGUGGCCCUAGAGGGGCCUUUUGUGUCUUCCUUUGCUGUGUUUGGUGCCUGUCACACGAGAAGGAUGAGUCCAGGCUGACCUGCUGGAGGAGGAGCCAUACAGGAAGCAGAGCGCCGUCAUCCUAGGUGCAGUGACAGCAUUCAUCUCCACUCAGGCCAAUCUACCUGUGGUCAGCAGCGCUGACAGAGCCAACUCUAAGGACAAGAGAAAAUGUUUUAAUUUAUUGUGAAGAGAAAUAAAAUAAAACAAAAUUUCAAAACAA
Chinchilla lanigera (long-tailed chinchilla) is the source of this 2256-nucleotide messenger RNA. Its product is annotated as natural cytotoxicity triggering receptor 3 ligand 1-like. Bases 936 to 1895 code for a protein of 319 amino acids. Lineage: Eukaryota; Metazoa; Chordata; Mammalia; Rodentia; Chinchillidae. The transcript is spliced from 5 exons. The record is from RefSeq and is a predicted model, not a curated record. Gene Ontology annotation, biological process: negative regulation of T cell proliferation; cellular response to lipopolysaccharide; positive regulation of T cell proliferation. Gene Ontology annotation, cellular component: external side of plasma membrane.